Oncorhynchus kisutch (coho salmon) is the source of this 859-nucleotide messenger RNA. Its product is annotated as A disintegrin and metalloproteinase with thrombospondin motifs 19-like. The coding region runs from base 221 to 859 and encodes 212 amino acids. Gene Ontology annotation, biological process: proteolysis; extracellular matrix organization. NCBI's taxonomy places the organism in Eukaryota, Metazoa, Chordata, Actinopteri, Salmoniformes, Salmonidae. Gene Ontology annotation, cellular component: extracellular matrix. The transcript is spliced from 5 exons. The record is from RefSeq and is a predicted model, not a curated record. Gene Ontology annotation, molecular function: metalloendopeptidase activity.
UCGAGGGCACAGUGACAUCAAUGGCACCUAGGCAUUGGUUGCCAGCUCUUUUCCCGAUAGGAAAACCGGGGAUGCGAACGGGCAACCCUCCGGUUGCUGGCUCGCCUCUGUAACCGCUAGGCUAUUAACCCCCUUGUGUGUUCUCUCUGUAGAGAAGCCAUGUGCCCUGUUCUGUUCCCCUGUGGGGAGAGAUGCCCCCAUCCUGGUGGCAGAGAGAGUGAUGGAUGGAACACCAUGUGGACCCUACGAGUCAGACCUGUGUGUCAAUGGCAGGUGUCAGAAAAUCGGCUGCGAUGGCAUCAUCGGCUCGUCAGCCAAGGAGGACCGCUGUGGGGUGUGUAACGGAGACGGACACUCCUGUAAGAUAGUCAAGGGAGACUUCAACCACACCAAGGGCAGGGGUUACAUCGAGGCUGCUGUCAUCCCCGUUGGUGCUAGGAGAAUCAAAGUUGUGGAGGACAAGCCCUCACACAGCUUUCUGGCAAUGAAAGACUCUACCAAGAGGUCCAUCAACAGCGACUGGAAGAUCGAGCUUCCUGGAGAGUUCCAGCUGGCCGGCACUACAGUGCGCUACGUCCGGAGAGGACUCUGGGAGAAAAUGUCCGCCAAGGGACCCACCAAGACCCCGCUGUACCUCAUGGUGCUGUUGUUCCAUGACCAGACCUAUGGGAUACACUAUGAGUACACAGUGUCUCUGAACGUAACUGAACGUGAUGAUGUCAGUGAGGAGCAGAGAGCACCAGAGCACCUCUACCUUUGGACACACAGCUCCUGGCAAGACUGCAACGUACAGUGUGGAGGAGGUAUGACUCACACAUACUUACACACAUCCCAAGGAGAGUCUUUGCAGGCUUUCUGA